CCUCUCGUUCUGCAAGCCUGCCUAUUCUUGCAGAGCUCACCACCGGUGAGUCGCCCGCAGUCAAACCAGCUCAGAAAAUGAGACAAGCGAUUCUUCAGAAAUUCCAUCGAUUCACCGCUGCUCGCGCUGAGCAUGUUCUUACCAGCCCAGAACCGGUCGACGCUUCACACGCGGCUCCACCCACUGGUCUGAAGCUCUGGUUUGAACCCAAUGAAGCUGUGGCAGACCUGAUUUUUGUCCAUGGACUCCAGGGCCACCGCGACCGAACUUGGACUGGUCCAUCGGCUCAAAGCCCAUGGCCGAGAGACAUUCUCCCCGACAUCAUCUCUAAUGUUCGCGUCCUCACGUUCGGGUACGACUCAUCGGUUACGAGGUGGGAUAGAAUGGUCUCAAAAAAUACUGUCAAUGAUCACGCAUUGGGUCUCAUGAACUCGAUCGCGACUUAUCGGGAGGCAGACAAUACCCACGAUCGACCAUUACUUUUUAUUUGCCACAGCUUGGGGGGUUUGGUAUGCCAACAGGCUCUUGUCGCCGCGACCCUCAGCUCAGAAGCCUACCUAAACCAAGUUGAGGUACGCACGAGAGGCAUUCUAUUCAUGGGAACUCCUCUUCGAGGUGCUGACCUUGCCCAAUGGGCGUCGCGUCUGGCACUGUCCAUCGGUCUAAUCAAACAGACCAACCACAGAAUACUGAAUGUUCUCCAACGUGAAUCAGAGACUCUUUCACAAAUACAAGAUAACUUCUCGCAUCUGGUCCCGUAAGCGCGCAUAAUGGUCCUGCAAUUGAACUCACAUGCAUGUUCGAAGAAGUACCCGUCCCUGGAGUGGGUUUGAUUGUCUCUCGAGAGUCCGCAAGAAUUCAGGGCCGGACUCUGAUUCCGAUUAACGCAAACCAUAUGAACAUGCCGAAGUUCGUGGGCGCAGCAGAACCUGGCUUUAAAGAAUUGGUUGGAGUGCUUUCACGCUGGGUGCGCCAGCUUGUCUCUAUGCAAAAUGCGUCCCGUGCUCCUCCAUCGCCUAUUUCACUCGCAAGUUCAGAGCAGACCUAUAUCCAUCCUUUUGGUCACAGGUUCCUGCCAGCCAAUCUGGAUGACCCCGUAGAAGGAACAUGUCGAUGGUUGACCGAGACACCUGAAUACACCGCAUGGACACACACCAAUGAGUCUAGCAUUAUUUGGCUCACGGGGCACGCAGGAUGUGGCAAGACGACACUAACAAAAUUUCUGAUUGAGUAUUUGCAGCAAACAGCAGACGGCGCUCAUAGCCAUUACCAAGCCGUCUACUGGUGGUUCUGUACACGGGACACUGAAGUUCUGCGCGACGUACGAUCUCUGCUUCGGAACUUGGAUCGUCCAAAUCUUGAGCUCGAAACAAGAAAUCAUUCGCAAAAUCAAGCACAAAUUCCGUGAAGAUAAAUACGAACUCGAUCACUCGUUCGAUUUACUGUGGAACAUAUUCCAGGCUGCACUGGCAAGUAUUCCCUGCAAACAAGUCUACAUAGUGAUCGAUGCGAUCGACGAAUGCGACGACUUGUUACGGCAGCGGCUGCUAGACAAGAUAUUCGAUAGCCUUCGGACACACAGCAACCUAGAUGGGCAAUCUCAUGUGGUGAAAUACCUUAUCAGCUGUCAGAGGACUGCCUAUCGGCCUUCCUGGCUAAGGGCACCACACAUCAAGCAUCUUCACCUUGAGAUUGAGACGCGCCCGGAAUUUGCGAAUGACCUCGAGCGUUACCUCGAGUGCAGAACACGAAAUCUCGUCGAGGAUGGGCUAUGUUCGUUCCAGUCCGCUGCGUUCAUUCACAGGAGACUAGCGGAACCCGCAGGAGCCUCGUUCCUGUGGCUCCGAGUAGUUCUCAAUGAAAUCGAACACAGUCUUAUCCCAAGAUACGCAGAAGGUGAUAUCGAGCGUCUGAUGACGGAUCUCCCUUUGAGUUUGAGCGAUGCAUACUCGAAGUACCUGCCAAAAGUGCCGGACAAGGAUCUCAUGCUCUUGAAGCAGUACCUGCAGCUCACGGUCAUGUCUACGAGACCCUUGACGAUUUUCGAGAUUGAUGCUUUCACGAACUUGGAGCGUCAUCCGCUGGGUUCUUCACUGGCGCCAGAUCAAGUCCAGGCGACCAAAUCCAGUCUAAGCAAGGCGUUUGGACCACUAAUUCAGUUCUCAAAUAUUAGUGCCAAACUCAUUCACCCUAGUGUUCGCGAAUUUCUGCUCAAGAUUGGAUCCAAUCCACAUCACACCCUACACCAGUCGCAUAAAGUGAGCCACGACACCGCUCAUGGUUUCUUUGCUGUUGCUUGUAUACGUUAUCUCCAAGACCAGAGGAUACCUAGCAACCUCUUCGUCCCACACAGCCCAGACCAGAUAUCGUUGGCGGAUAGUCCAAAGGCAUCUCAUUGGUCGGAGAACCGUCAGGCAGAAGUCUUUGAUGUCGACAGCUCAUCGGCUCAGGAUCAUGGUCUAGACGACCUGUUUGGCAUCGCUGACGUUGUAUUCUUUCAAGACGAGGAGGUCGUAUUGGAGAGAUGCUGCGAGGACAUCAGGCGACGGCUACCUGCCUUUGAUUAUGCUGCUAUGAACUGGACGUAUCACUAUGCUCGCUGCGACAGAAUCACAGCAGAAGAGCUCAAAGGGGACAGCAUCGCGCUGCUGAGUCUUGAAACCGAAUCACUGAGCAACUGGUAUCGCUACAGUGUGCAACAAGCCAGAACCGACAUGCCUCCUACACACGAUGGCAUUGUUCUUGCGUCAUUUUUUAAUUUGCCUGGGGCGGUACAGGCGCUGUUGCGAAGAGAUAACCCUUCACCAAACGAAAUACGCCUUCAUGACGCGUUGUACUGGGCGUCGUUCAGUGGAAGCAGAGACUGUGUGGCCAUCUUACUCCAGGCUGGUGUUCUUACACAGAAUCCUGGUUCAACCAAGGUUCCAUUGGCGGUCGCGACUCGAGGUGGCUUUCUCGACAUCUGCAACUUAUUACUAGGGAUGGCGGACGUCAAUCCCAAUGCCUGCGACGAAUCUGGCCAGCCACCUCUGACCAUAGCCGCCAAGCAAAACCACACGGAUAUUCUAACAGUCCUGCUUGCUCAUGAGCAAAUAUCCUGCAACAAGGAAGAUUUUGGGGGCCGGACAGCGCUUGCGGUAGCUUGCCGUUGCAGUGCGCUCGAGUCUCUCGAGAUCCUGCUGAAAGAUGGACGCUUGGAUCUCAACGCGAAAGAUGGCCGUGGCCGCACAGCCAUCCACCACGUAAAUAUUGCUGGUGAUGAUCGUGUCCUAGAGCGGCUUCUUGCAGAAGUUGAUGUCGACAUUACUGCGGAAGACAGCCUUGGCAGGAAUGCUGUAUCUCUCGCUGCUGAGAAUGGCCAUCUAGCCGUGAUAAAACGACUGCACCGUAAAUCAGUUGACAUUGCAUCCAAGGAUAAAAAGGGUCGAAAUGCUGUUUCAUGGGCAGCCAACCAGAGGAAAGCAGCGGUCCGCAGUGGAAGUACUGAGAGCGUCCUCGAAUUCAUGGCCAGAAGACGACAUGACUGCCUCGACGAGCCCGAUGAGGAUGGAUGGUCGCCGCUGGCUUGGACUUUAGAUCCGCCCGGUUUCACCCAAGCUGCUCGCGUGCUUAUCGCAAGUGGCCAUGUUGAUGUGAACAGGCGCGAUAAAACAGGUCGCUCAAUACUGGAAUGGGCGGCAGGGGAAGGGUUAGUCGACAUCGUGAAGAUUUUAUUGACGGCACCGGGGAUUCAGAAGACCAGCUUGACACCUAGCGGGGGCUGUCCGCUUAGGUCGGCGGUAGCCAGCGGUAAGAUUGCGGUAGUCAAAGUCCUCCUUGAGGACCCAGAAGUGGAUGUCUCCGUACGGGAUGAGCGCGGUAUGAGUCCGGCGGAUUGGGCAAGGCUGAACAAUCAUUCGGAUGUGGUGGCACUAUUGCAAACACGUCGAUAGAAGCCUCUGUGGUUGUAGCGGCGGAAGAGAUUGAUUAUUAACUAACUAAUCUAGGAGGGAAAGACUGGCCGCUAUAUAUAGUCACCCGUAACUGAGUGCAAGGAGCGGGGGAGUACUAGACUAGGCAAGUAUCCCG
This is a messenger RNA of Exophiala xenobiotica, 4068 nucleotides long. RefSeq lists its product as uncharacterized. Lineage: Eukaryota; Fungi; Ascomycota; Eurotiomycetes; Chaetothyriales; Herpotrichiellaceae. Gene Ontology annotation, molecular function: protein binding. The transcript has 6 exons. The record is from RefSeq and is a predicted model, not a curated record. The coding region runs from base 1914 to 3932 and encodes 672 amino acids.